Molecule: messenger RNA, 1702 nt
Organism: Cercospora beticola
Lineage: Eukaryota; Fungi; Ascomycota; Dothideomycetes; Mycosphaerellales; Mycosphaerellaceae
Product: aldehyde dehydrogenase family protein
Molecular function (GO): aldehyde dehydrogenase (NAD+) activity
Source: RefSeq, a predicted model, not a curated record
CUCCUAUCACUCAUCGCUGUGCGAUCCGAGGAAACAAUCAUCAAGCACUUUUUCUUUAAUUGAGAUACCCAGUCGAUUUGACUAGCACUGCCCAACAUGUCUCUUUCCGUCGAGCUCGAGACGCCAACUUCUGGCAAGUACACUCAGCCAACCGGACUUUUCAUCAACAAUGAGUUCGUGAAAGGUGUGGAUGGUAAGACCUUCGAGGUCAUCAACCCAGCCACCGAGGAGGUCAUCACCUCCGUCCACGAGGCCACCGAGAAGGAUGUCGACAUCGCCGUCGCCGCCGCUCGCAAGGCAUUCGAGGGACCAUGGAGACAAGAGACCCCAGAGAACCGUGGCAAGCUCCUGAACAAGCUCGCCGACCUGUUCGAGAAGAACCUCGACCUCUUGGCCUCCGUUGAGGCUCUCGACAACGGCAAGGCUCAGGCCAUGGCUAAGGUCGACAUCAGCAUGUGCGCUGGCUGCCUGCGAUACUAUGGUGGCUGGGCCGACAAGAUCGAGGGCAAGGUUGUUGAUACCACACCAGACACCUUCAACUACAUCAAGAAGGAGCCAAUUGGUGUUUGCGGACAAAUCAUCCCAUGGAACUUCCCAUUGCUCAUGUGGGCAUGGAAGAUUGGCCCAGCCAUUGCCACCGGUAACACUGUCGUCCUGAAGACUGCUGAGCAGACACCUCUUGGUGGUCUCGUUGCCGCUACCCUCAUCAAGGAGGCUGGCUUCCCACCUGGAGUUGUCAACGUCAUCUCUGGUUUCGGUAAGGUCGCUGGUGCGGCUAUCGCCUCCCACAUGGACGUCGACAAGGUCGCCUUCACUGGCUCGACCGUUGUUGGCCGACAAAUCCUCAAGGCCGCCGCUGGCUCCAACUUGAAGAAGGUCACCCUCGAGCUUGGUGGCAAGUCACCAAACAUUGUCUUCGACGAUGCUGACAUUGACAACGCCAUCUCGUGGGUCAACUUCGGUAUCUUCUUCAACCACGGCCAAUGCUGCUGUGCCGGUUCGCGUAUCUACGUCCAGGAGGGUGUCUACGACCAGUUCAUCCAGCGCUUCAAGGAGCGAGCUGCCAAGAACGUCGUUGGUGACCCAUUCGCCAAAGACACCUUCCAAGGUCCUCAGGUUUCCCAGGUGCAGUUUGACCGCAUCAUGAACUACAUCAAGGCUGGCAAGGACGCCGGUGCCAACGUCGAGAUUGGCGGUAACCGCAAGGGAGACAAGGGCUACUUCAUCGAGCCAACAAUCUUCUCCAACGUCACCGAGGACAUGCAAAUCAUGCAAGAGGAGAUCUUCGGCCCAGUCUGCUCCAUCUCCAAGUUCAAGACCAAGGAGGAGGUCAUCAAGAUUGGCAACAGCACCACCUACGGUCUCGCCGCCGCUGUCCACACCAAGAACCUCAACACCGCCAUCGAGGUCUCCAACGCCCUCAAGGCAGGUACCGUCUGGGUCAACACCUACAACACUCUCCACCACCAGCUUCCAUUCGGUGGUUACAAGGAGUCUGGUAUCGGCCGUGAGCUUGGCGAGAACGCACUUGACAACUACGUGCAAUACAAGACUGUUUCCAUCCGUCUUGGUGAUGCUCUCUUCGGUUAAGCGAUGCUACCUAAUGCUGGGAAUGCUUUUCAUGUAACUAGUUAUGAGGCUAUGAGAUGAUGUAAAAAGUAAAAAAGCUUCAAAAACAUUCACAAUUCUCGUUUUCCCUUCC